AUGCUACCAGCGGGUGAUAAUGCAGAAGCGAUACCAACAAAUGAAGGGAAGCUUGUGAGUAUAUUAAAUUCUGUAUUGGAAGAACUCUAUAAUGUAGAAAAUACCAAAAAACGACCAGCUGAAGAGCCUUCUCCUGUUAUUAUACCUCCUCUCAACCUUCACAAUAUUACCCCCUCUCCAUUUUAUAACAGCAGGGAUAAUUAUGAUUACAGCGGAGAAUCAACCGAAGCAUCAACUGAGGCCUCUCUA
This is a messenger RNA of Dentiscutata erythropus, 249 nucleotides long. The record is from the annotation of a GenBank genome assembly. Lineage: Eukaryota; Fungi; Glomeromycota; Glomeromycetes; Diversisporales; Gigasporaceae.